ACUCAAACUUAACCAAACCCAAUCCAUUUGUCACACUUCAUUACAUUAACACAAUAGUAUACUAAAAGGACUCUGCCAACUCUGCCAACUCUCCUUCCUUCUUCCUCCUUUUCUUUGUUAUUUUUCUCUUUUUUUGUUUCUUAAAAGAAUCAAAACCAAAUAAAUAUUCAAAAUAACCCAAAUCUGUAAUCUCUCUUUCUCCCUCCUUUUCAUUUUUUUUUUUCAUUCUUUUGUUCAAAAAUCUCAUACACGAACAGAGAAGAAAACAGAAGCCCAUUGCUUUGAGAAAUUGUCUAAAUGAAAAAUAUGUUAAAGGGCAGCAACACUGUGUUCUUGUUCUUGUUCUUGCUGUUUUUGUUAUCCUCUUCAUGGGUUUGUUCUAUUUUAGCUACUGUGUCUUAUGACCAUAGAGCUAUUACAAUCAAUGGCCAAAGAAGGAUUCUUAUUUCUGGUUCCAUUCACUAUCCAAGAAGCACUCCUGAGAUGUGGCCUGAUCUUAUUCAAAAGGCUAAAGAUGGAGGCUUGGAUGUUAUACAAACUUAUGUGUUUUGGAAUGGACAUGAGCCUUCUCCUGGAAAUUACUAUUUCGAAGAUAGAUAUGAUCUAGUCAAGUUCAUCAAGGUGGUACAAGCAGCAGGACUUUAUGUUCAUCUCCGGAUUGGACCCUAUAUUUGCGCUGAAUGGAACUUCGGGGGAUUUCCUGUGUGGCUAAAAUAUGUACCAGGCAUUGAAUUUAGAACAGACAAUGGACCUUUCAAGGCGGCAAUGCAAAAGUUCACUGAGAAAAUUGUCAGCAUGAUGAAGUCAGAAAAGUUGUUUGAAUCUCAAGGAGGUCCAAUAAUUCUAUCUCAGAUAGAAAAUGAAUUUGGACCAGUUGAGUGGGAGAUUGGUGAACCAGGGAAAGCUUAUACAAAAUGGGCAGCUGAUAUGGCAGUUAAACUUGGCACUGGGGUCCCAUGGGUCAUGUGCAAGCAAGACGAUGCCCCUGAUCCUGUUAUUAACACCUGCAAUGGUUUCUACUGCGAAAACUUCAAACCAAACAAGGAUUACAAACCCAAACUGUGGACAGAAAACUGGACUGGCUGGUACACGGAAUUUGGUGGUGCAGUUCCUUAUAGGCCAGCAGAAGAUUUGGUAUUUUCGGUUGCAAGGUUUAUACAGAAUGGUGGUUCGUUCAUGAACUAUUAUAUGUACCAUGGAGGAACUAAUUUUGGCAGAACUUCUGCCGGUCUCUUUAUUGCCACUAGCUAUGAUUAUGAUGCUCCACUUGAUGAAUAUGGACUGACAAGGGAUCCAAAAUGGGGACACUUGAGAGAUUUGCAUAAAGCCAUCAAGCUAUGUGAACCUGCUUUAGUCUCUGUAGAUCCCACAGUAAAAUCACUUGGAAGUAAUCAAGAGGCUCAUGUAUUCCAGUCAAAGUCAUCAUGUGCAGCAUUCUUGGCAAACUAUGAUACAAAGUACUCUGUAAAAUUGACCUUUGGAAAUGGGCAAUACGAUUUGCCACCUUGGUCUAUCAGCAUUCUCCCUGAUUGUAAGACUGCAGUUUUUAACACCGCAAGGCUUGGUGCACAAAGCUCACAGAUGAAGAUGACUCCUGUUGGCGGCGCACUUUCUUGGCAAUCAUACAUUGAAGAAGCUGCAACUGGUUAUACGGAUGACACAACUACUCUGGAAGGAUUGUGGGAGCAAAUAAAUGUUACAAGGGAUGCUUCAGACUAUUUGUGGUAUAUGACAAAUGUCAAUAUAGAUUCUGAUGAAGGAUUUUUGAAAAAUGGAGAUAGUCCUGUUCUCACAAUUUUUUCAGCUGGCCAUUCUUUGCAUGUUUUCAUCAAUGGUCAACUAGCAGGAACUGUGUAUGGAUCAUUAGAGAAUCCUAAAUUAACAUUUAGCCAGAAUGUGAAGUUGACAGCUGGUAAUAACAAGAUUUCUUUGUUAAGCGUUGCUGUGGGUCUCCCGAAUGUCGGUGUCCACUUCGAAAAAUGGAAUGCCGGAAUUCUGGGCCCAGUCACAUUGAAGGGUUUGAAUGAGGGAACAAGAGACCUGUCAGGAUGGAAAUGGUCUUACAAGAUUGGUCUGAAAGGUGAAGCUCUAAGCCUUCAUACUGUCACUGGGAGUUCAUCAGUUGAAUGGGUAGAAGGAUCACUAUCAGCUAAAAAACAACCACUAACGUGGUACAAGGCUACUUUUGAUGCACCAGAAGGUAAUGACCCAGUAGCUUUAGAUAUGAGUAGCAUGGGAAAAGGUCAGAUAUGGGUAAAUGGUCAGAGUAUAGGACGCCACUGGCCCGCAUAUACAGCACGUGGUAGUUGCAGUGCUUGCAACUAUGCUGGAACUUAUGAUGAUAAGAAAUGUCGAAGUAAUUGUGGAGAACCCUCCCAGAGAUGGUACCAUGUUCCACGCUCAUGGCUGAACCCGAGCGGGAAUCUAUUAGUUGUGUUUGAAGAAUGGGGUGGUGAACCAAGUGGAAUUUCUUUGGUUAAAAGGACUACAGGAAGUGUUUGUGCUGAUAUAUUUGAAGGACAGCCAGCACUGAAAAACUGGCAGAUGAUAGCUUUGGGCAGACUUGAUCACCUCCAACCCAAAGCUCAUUUGUGGUGUCCUCCUGGGCAGAAAAUCUCUAAAAUUAAGUUUGCUAGCUACGGAUCACCUCAAGGAACAUGUGGAAGCUUCAAAGCGGGAAGCUGUCAUGCCCACAAGUCAUAUGAUGCUUUUGAAAAGAAAUGUAUCGGAAAACAGUCUUGUUCUGUAACUGUGGCUGCUGAGGUUUUUGGAGGGGAUCCUUGUCCUGAUAGCUCAAAAAAGCUUUCAGUUGAGGCUGUCUGCACUUGAAGUCACAAAGAACCAAAUUUCUAACCCGAAUAAAUGAAAUCCCAGAUUACAUCAGCAUCAGUACAUAGAAGAUUUGUUUCAGAAUUUAUAAGAUUGCAAGAUUAUGUGUCCAGAUUGCCAAGAUUUGAAUCUCUAGUGAGGCAAAACACGUGGAAACAUACCACACAGUUUCAAUUUCGGCGAAGCCGAAUGUAGUAGAUUGUGAAGUGGUCAGAAAGGGAGCCUCAUCAUCAUGUACAUAGAAAAGCAAGCUAUUAUUUUGUCAAAUACAGCUCCAUACAUCAUACAUAGGCUCAUUUUCAUCUGCAAGAAAAUCACAGUCCUUAGAUUAUUGAUAUUUUUGAUACAUGUAAUGUAAUGUAAGUAAGCUUUUAGCUUACUGGGGUUUCUACUAGCUGAAAGCAUUCUUUGUGCUUUUCCAUUGUAAGAAUAAAAUUUAAGAGAACAGUUCCAGCUUUCCGAUA
Ricinus communis (castor bean) is the source of this 3293-nucleotide messenger RNA. Its product is annotated as beta-galactosidase. The transcript has 19 exons. Gene Ontology annotation, cellular component: cell wall; vacuole. Bases 298 to 2829 code for a protein of 843 amino acids. NCBI's taxonomy places the organism in Eukaryota, Viridiplantae, Streptophyta, Magnoliopsida, Malpighiales, Euphorbiaceae. Gene Ontology annotation, molecular function: beta-galactosidase activity; carbohydrate binding. Gene Ontology annotation, biological process: carbohydrate metabolic process. The record is from RefSeq and is a predicted model, not a curated record.